GACUCCAUUGGACCGUUAUGUUAAAUCCACUAUAUGCUGAUCAAUACUAUAUGCCUAUAAUUUUUUGGUUAAAACAAUUUUGAGUUAGUUCAUCUUUGCCUAAGGUCUUCAGACAAGCAAAACUGAAAGAGGAACACCAUCAUAUUGUAGUAGUAGUACUAUCUAAUCUGAUUUAAUGAAGGUGCACAAAAGACAGUCGACUUCAGAGGAUCAUGUUGAUUCCUUCAAAGGAAAGGCAAUAGAGGAAGUCCUCGCAGAAAUUAAGAAAAAGAAAUCAAGCGCAGCCGAUGAUGUAGCUUCUGCUGGCUUUCAGAGCUUUGAACAACUGCCUGAUGGUGAGAUUUCUCCAGAACAAGAUGCAAAGGAUGACGAAGAGGAGGAAGACGGUAAGACAUUGUCAGUAGGCACCGAAAAGCAUGAAGAGGGACGUAGUCCAAAGUGGCAUAUGACCUAUGGAUAUCAUAUGGUCCGUGGAAAAAUGGAGCAUGGAAUGGAAGACUAUGUUGUUGCUAAGAAAAGGAACAUUGGUGGCAAAGAAUUAGGCUUGUAUGCAAUUUUUGAUGGGCAUGCUGGUCGUGAUGUAGCUGAGUAUUUGCAACAGAAUCUCUUCAAUAACAUUCUGAGUCAGCCGGAUUUCUGGGAACAUCCAGAGGAAGCUGUGAAGAGAGCAUACAAAGAAACAGAUGAAGAGAUCUUGGACAAAGUGGCAGAGUCACGAGGUGGAUCGACAGCAGUCACGGCUAUCUUGAUCAACCGCGAGAGACUCAUUGUUGCAAAUGUUGGUGAUUCGCGUGGAAUAUUAUGCAAAAAACGGGAUAUAGAACAAAUAACAGUUGAUCAUGAACCAGAAAGGGAAAAGGAGCUUGUUGAAGAGAGGGGUGGUUGUGUCUUCCAAAGACCAGGAAACAUUCCUCGUGUUGAUGGAGUGCUUGCAAUGACAAGGGCUUUUGGAGAUGGGAGACUCAAAGAACAUAUAUCUGCUAAGCCUGAUGUAAAGAUCGAGAUGUUGGGUGCAGAUGCAAAGUUCAUUGUGCUGGCAAGCGAUGGCCUCUGGAAGGUCAUGUCAAAUGAAGAGGCUUGUGAUUGUAUCGAGGAGCUCGACGAUGCCCAAGCAGCAGCAGAGCAGCUGGUCAAGGAGGCAUUACAAAGAAAAAGUGCCGAUGAUAUAUCAUGUGUUGUUGUUAUGUUCCAUGAUUGACACUGUGUUAUUUGCUCUAAGGCCCAAGCCCCAAGGGGUACUAUGAAAAGUCCUUGUUGAGGCCUGAGGGGUUUGCUUUCUGUAAUCUGGAUGUUUCUGCCGUUUUUUCUCAGGCGUUCUAUUUCCUUCUGCUAUUUUAUCCAACAAUAAAUUGUUUUUGUUUCAUAA
Beta vulgaris subsp. vulgaris (sugar beet) is the source of this 1366-nucleotide messenger RNA. RefSeq names its product probable protein phosphatase 2C 28. Lineage: Eukaryota; Viridiplantae; Streptophyta; Magnoliopsida; Caryophyllales; Amaranthaceae. Bases 176 to 1198 code for a protein of 340 amino acids. The record is from RefSeq and is a predicted model, not a curated record. Gene Ontology annotation, molecular function: protein serine/threonine phosphatase activity; cation binding. Gene Ontology annotation, biological process: protein dephosphorylation. The transcript is spliced from 9 exons. Gene Ontology annotation, cellular component: cytosol; nucleus.